Lathyrus oleraceus (garden pea) is the source of this 1531-nucleotide messenger RNA. Its product is annotated as fructose-bisphosphate aldolase 3, chloroplastic. The record is from RefSeq and is a predicted model, not a curated record. The coding region runs from base 224 to 1396 and encodes 390 amino acids. The transcript is spliced from 6 exons. Gene Ontology annotation, biological process: glycolytic process. Gene Ontology annotation, molecular function: fructose-bisphosphate aldolase activity. NCBI's taxonomy places the organism in Eukaryota, Viridiplantae, Streptophyta, Magnoliopsida, Fabales, Fabaceae.
AAUAGUAUAUAAAAAAGUGGGUUGGUGAAAUUGUUUGGUAUUGCCGCUUGAGUUUGUGUGUUUCUUUACCACCUAACGUUUAGACGGAGUGAACGAGAAAAACCAAAAAAAACCAAACAAAACCCUCUUUUUCAUUCUAUAACAACAUACGAAGAAAAACACAACAAACAACAUCGUACAUCACUCUCUCGUUGUUUUUCUUCUUCUCUUCUUCAAUUCAACCAUGGCUUGUGCAAAACUCAACUCCCUCUCUUCUCAAUGGAUCGGUAAUAAUCCAUUCUCUUCUCGCCGUAGAUCUUCCUCUGUCACCUCCACUCGCUCUGUCUCUCUUCCGAUCCGCGCUUCUUCUUACUCCGAUGAACUCGUUCAAACCGCCAAAACUGUUGCGUCUCGUGGUCGUGGAAUUCUUGCGAUUGAUGAGUCUAAUGCAACUGCUGGGAAGCGUUUGGCGUCAAUUGGAUUGGAUAAUACUGAGGCUAAUCGUCAGGCUUAUAGGCAGCUUCUGUUGACCACGCCGGGACUCGGCGAAUACGUUUCCGGUUCGAUCCUUUUUGAAGAAACGCUUUAUCAGUCAACUACUGAUGGGAAGAAGUUCGUGGAUGUUCUCCGUGAAGGAAACAUUGUACCUGGCAUCAAAGUUGAUAAGGGUUUGGUUCCUCUACCAGGGUCAAACAAUGAAUCUUGGUGCCAAGGGUUGGAUGGAUUGGCUUCUCGAUCUGCCGAAUACUACAAGCAAGGUGCUCGGUUUGCUAAGUGGCGAACGGUUGUUAGCAUUCCGUCUGGUCCUUCUGCAUUGGCUAUUAAGGAAGCAGCAUGGGGACUUGCACGAUAUGCUGCUAUCUCUCAGGACAACGGUCUUGUUCCAAUAGUUGAGCCUGAGAUUCUUCUCGAUGGGGACCACCCGAUUGAGAGGACACUUGAAGUUGCCGAGAAGGUAUGGUCAGAAGUCUUCUUCUAUUUGGCCCAAAACAAUGUCCUUUUUGAGGGAAUUUUGCUCAAACCUAGCAUGGUUACGCCCGGCGCCGAGCACAAGGAAAAGGCUUCUCCCGAAACCAUUGCCAAAUAUACACUAACCAUGCUUAAAAGAAGAGUUCCUCCCGCAGUUCCAGGAAUCAUGUUUUUGUCAGGCGGACAAUCAGAAGUUGAAGCAACACUAAACCUUAACGCAAUGAACCAAAGUCCGAACCCAUGGCACGUGUCGUUCUCGUAUGCACGAGCACUGCAGAACAGUGUGCUUAAGACAUGGCAAGGUCGCCCGGAGAAUGUGGAAGCGGCUCAGAAGUCUCUUUUGGUCCGUGCCAAAGCUAACUCCUUGGCUCAGCUGGGAAGAUACUCAGCCGAAGGUGAAAAUGAAGAAGCCAAGGCGGGAAUGUUCGUCAAGGGCUAUACCUACUAGAAGUUGUCCUUGGUUGAUUUGUUUAGCAUUUCUCAUCAGUAGCAGUGAAUUUUAAGGAGAGUUUUUGUUGUAUUUUGUUUUUCCUAACAAAUGAGUUUGAAUAAAGUGAGCCAGAAAGAAGGCCUUUUCUUGGUA